CAAUGUACUCUAUGCAUGUAUUAUACUACUCUAUGCUGUGGACGGAGUUGUGGAAUUUUUUUUCAAGUUAAGUGGUUGCUAGAGAAUUCGAUUUCUGAAUUCUGAUUUUUCACCACAAACGUUUUGCGCAAAAGUAACUGAUUAUUAUUAUUGCAAACGUUGUUUGCAAACGCGGUAUAUCGAAUUUGUGACCGUUUAUCGGAUAGCGACACCACGAUGUCUCUGUUUGGAUCUCUGAUGGGGAUGGCCGACGUGGAUGAAGAUCCGUUUUUCGGGUCGCACAUGAGGCACAUGCGUCAGAUGAACAACAUGAUGAACUCGCUGUUCUCUGACCCCUUCGGCAUGCUGGGCGAGGGGCCACUGUCCAUCAUGGGCGGCAGGCGAGGGAACGCUAUGAUGCCCUAUAUGCCUCAGAUGCCUUCAAUCAACAGGCUUCUGGCAGAUGUGACCGGCGGCCACGGGAUGGGCGCCAGCUCGUACUCCAGCAGCACGGUGGUCAUGUCCAGCGGACCCAACGGCAGUCCUCAGGUGUACAGCUCCACGAGCAGCACCAAGAUCGGCCCCAACGGAGUGAAGGAGACGCGCAACACGCUGCAAGACUCCCGCACCGGCGUGAAGAAAAUGUCCAUUGGUCACCACAUCGGGGAGCGCGCGCACGUGAUCGAGCGCGAGCAGAACGUGUACUCCGGGGACGCCGAGGAGCGGCAGGAGUUCAUCAACCUGGACGAGGACGAGGCGGAGGGCUUCGACAGGGAGUUCCAAGAGCGCGCCGGCGUCGCCCGCGGGCGCCCGCACCGCGCCGCCAUAGCCGCCGCGCCGCGCGAGCCCGCGCUGCUGGCGCUGCCGGCCGCGCGCCUCGCGCCGCCGCCGGCCGCGCACGCGCCGCACUCGCCCACGUCACACUCCGCCGGCGAGCGCCGCUACCGGCCCGCGCCACGCCGCCCCCUGCGCGCCUCCGCCAGCCCGCUCGCCACCUCGUCUGGAGUGCGCGAAGUGUACUCCGGCUCGCACCCUCAGCGCAGACACAAGCACCACAGACACCGACACGCGCCCAACGACAACUAGAUGACGUCACGUGACAUCGUGCAUCUAUCUCUAUGCGCCGCUCUAUGCUCUAUGGUCUACUCAUAUAUAACAACGUCAGGGAUUGUGUAAAUUGUGACAUACGAAAUAUAUCUAUAUUGUAUACCUUCUGUUGGUUUAACAUGUGACCCACGACAUAUCUAUUUCCAUUGUUCGACAAUAUGUAAUUUUGUCUUUACGAGAUAAUGUCGUGUGUCGCAUGUUAGGUCUUCUGAUGGUAUAAUAAAUAAUAUGGUAUCAAUAACUUCAAAUUCCUUUAUAUUUUCUAAAUGACAUUAACUCAGAUGACAAAUUAAAUAAACUAAAUGACUUAAACGGAUGAAUAAUCAUCAAUUAGAAAUAAAUUUUUAUAUGACGAAAAUAUUCAUUCAAUUUCGACUAUAAUAUCAGGAACAUCCAAUACUUCUGUUAAAGGAAUAACAAAGGAACCGAAUAUAAAACAAUCUUCAUCUUUAAAGAAAAAUCUUCAUGAAAAGUCGACGAACCCAUGCGACAACGUCACCCAGGUCCGGC
This is a messenger RNA of Bicyclus anynana (squinting bush brown), 1596 nucleotides long. RefSeq names its product myeloid leukemia factor (gene Mlf). The transcript is spliced from 8 exons. Bases 217 to 1065 code for a protein of 282 amino acids. Gene Ontology annotation, biological process: regulation of DNA-templated transcription. The record is from RefSeq and is a predicted model, not a curated record. NCBI's taxonomy places the organism in Eukaryota, Metazoa, Arthropoda, Insecta, Lepidoptera, Nymphalidae. Gene Ontology annotation, cellular component: nucleus; cytoplasm.